Strongylus vulgaris is the source of this 489-nucleotide messenger RNA. The record is from the annotation of a GenBank genome assembly. Lineage: Eukaryota; Metazoa; Nematoda; Chromadorea; Rhabditida; Strongylidae.
AUGGCCGAAAAGAAAAGGUUGGAUGAUGAACGCAGAAAGAAAGAGGAGGAAGAUCGACGAGUUCGUCAAGAUGAGGAAAAGAGAAAGAAGGAAGAAGAGAGGAACAAGAAACAGCAGAUGAGUUUCGUUAGCCAAGGCGGUCAGGGUGGAAGGAACUUCGUCGUCCCGACAAAGGCCGAAAAAGGGGAUAAGUUUGGAAACAUUGUGCAAGCAAAACAAGAAAUGGGCAUGACCAAAGAUCAACAAGACGAGGCCAAAAAGCACUUCUUGGUUGGAAUUCGUAAUAGUAUUCCCGAAGUGUCAAGUAUUCCGGAGAAUGAACUGAAGGCAAAGAUCAAGGAGCUACAUCACCGUAUCUGUAGGCUUGAAACAGAUAAAUACGACCUCGAGAAACGUCACGAACGUCAGGAAUAUGACCUGAAAGAAUUGAAUGAACGGUCACGACAAGUUGCAAGAAAUUCUAAUGGCAACAAGCCAACAGCUGAUGCA